AUGAGGAACUUAUUUGUUCCAUAUAAUGGAUAUGCAGACCUCUCACAACAAGUGCAAGUGGCAAUGGAGAACAUGCUGAAGAUGAUAGGUGAAAUUGAUCAGAGCUCUACUGAAGUAACAGAAGACAUGGAGAAGUGCAAGGACUCUGCUCUUGAGAGGAGGAAAACUUUAGAGGAACAGAAGGAUCAUUUUCAAAGAGCUGCUUAUGCUAUUUUGAACAUGCAGAAUAACCAGGAGAGCGGCUAGAAC
Molecule: messenger RNA, 249 nt
Organism: Nicotiana attenuata
Lineage: Eukaryota; Viridiplantae; Streptophyta; Magnoliopsida; Solanales; Solanaceae
Exons: 2
Coding region: 1-246 (81 amino acids)
Source: RefSeq, a predicted model, not a curated record